Chanos chanos (milkfish) is the source of this 957-nucleotide messenger RNA. It is a transcript of the gene ccdc69, whose product is annotated as coiled-coil domain containing 69. NCBI's taxonomy places the organism in Eukaryota, Metazoa, Chordata, Actinopteri, Gonorynchiformes, Chanidae. Gene Ontology annotation, molecular function: microtubule binding. The coding region runs from base 1 to 957 and encodes 318 amino acids. The transcript is spliced from 9 exons. Gene Ontology annotation, cellular component: nucleus; cytoplasm. The record is from RefSeq and is a predicted model, not a curated record.
AUGGGUUGCUACAACAGCAAGGCAUGUAGCCCAGACUCCCAGAGAAAGAAGAAAAACAAAGUAAAACAAGGAAAGAAGAACUCAAAGGAGAUCGGUGCUCAGGAUGGAAGUGGAAAACUCCCAUUGGACGAGCUUUGCGCCGGCGUGGAGAAGCGUCUGGAGCAGUACGUGUGGCAGGUCAAGGUCCUCCAGGAUGCUUUGGAGGCUGAAGGAAACCUGGAGAGGGACAAGCUGCUGAAGACCAAUCUCCAUGGAGAUCUCUGCCUGCUAGUCCACAGCAUCACUGAAAAGGUAAAGCAGGACACGGCCAAUGAACUCCAAGGUCCACAUGCGGAGCAGAUGAGGAAAACCUUUGAGGAGCACACCAGCAAAUUACAAGAGUUGGAGCAACUUCACACCGAGGAGAAAAAGACCUUAACCGAGACACAUCUGGCAGAGCGGAAUGAGAUGAAGGAGCAGAUAGAGUCGCUGACAGGGGAGUUGAAGCACUUCACUGAGCUGAAGAGAAGAGUCGAGGCGUCCACCUUGAAGAAGGAUCUGCAGAGAAAUAUAGAGACACACGGCAGCCCAGGUGCAUUCUGGGAGCAAGAGCAGGAGAGUCUGUUGUUUGUCAUUGAAAUGAAGUCGGAGAGUAUACAAGAGCAGAGAAACAGACUGCUGCAGAUGGAGGCCUUGGCGGAGAAAAAGCUCUCCUUGGAGGAUCAACUCGUGCAUGUUCUGCAGCAGAACGAAGACCUUAGAGUUCGGAUGGAGAACUAUCAAACCCUUAUUCAGCAACUGUCAAAAGAACAGAGGGACCUGCAGGAGGCGCUAGAGAGGCAGUGCAUGGAGAACCAGAAGCUUUCUCAGGAGAAGGAGGAGCUCCUCUUCAAACUGUUGCACAACCAAGACUCCUCUCGCUCCUCUCGCUCCUCUUUCCACAUGUCCGCUCCCGUCCCGCAGGCCUCCGUCAGCUGA